ACAGAGUUUACCUUAAAGCAAUUAUAAUAAGACAAUGGUGGAAAAAAGGAGGAAGGGUUUUGCUUAAAAUACUCAAAAGAUUUCUGUUUUAUUUGUGAUUCAAUUCAAUUGAAAAAAUAAAAUAUAUUGAUUUCAUUUUCAUCUUCUUCUUCUUCUUCUUCUUCCUUCCCCUCUGUUUUGAGCUAUCGCCAUCAUUGGCCAUUUUCUACAGCUUUACUUUCUGUAAUCUCCUUCUUCUUCUCUUGAUUCUGCCCAAUCAAUCUCUUUCUUUCCCUAACCUUCGUCUGGGUUUUUGAGAAAAACUAAAGAGGGCUCGGAAAACUUUGUACCCACUUCCAAAUUUUCGAUUUUCGAUCUCGCUUCACUGUUCUUUCUCUUUUUCUGUAAGAUUUCAACGAACCCCUUUUUCUUUUCUUUCUUUCGCUAUGACUGUGGAGGGUCAUUCUGUUGCUGUAGUCGGUGAUGAUGGGGCUACUGAUCAUUUUCCUGUUGGGAUGCGUGUUCUUGCUGUUGACGACGACCCUAUUUGUCUCAAAGUACUCGAAUCUCUCCUCCGUAAAUGCCAAUAUCAUGUUACAACGACGAAGCAGUCCAUUGAGGCUUUGAGGAUGUUGAGAGAAAAUAGGAACAAAUUUGACUUGGUUAUCAGUGAUGUGAACAUGCCUGAUAUGGAUGGUUUCAAGCUUCUUGAGUUGGUGGGGCUUGAAAUGGACCUACCUGUAAUCAUGUUAUCAGCACAUAGUGAUACUGAGCUCGUUAUGAAGGGGAUUGCACACGGUGCUUGUGACUAUCUGUUGAAACCAGUUCGAAUUGAGGAGUUGAAAAACAUUUGGCAGCACGUGAUUCGGAGAAAGAAGCUUGAACCAAAGGCGAAAAACAAGUUCCCUAGUCAAAAUAAGGUUCAAAAUGGAGGUAAUGAAGUUGAACAAGGUUUCUCACCAACCAGUAAUGCAGACAGCGCAAAAUUCAACAGGAAACGGAAGGACCAAGAUGAUGAUGAUGACGACGAAGGAAAAGAGAAUGGGCUUGAUAGUGACGACCCCUCGAACCAGAAGAAGCCUAGGGUAGUAUGGUCAGUUGAGUUGCAUCGGAAGUUCGUUUCAGCGGUUAAUCAGUUGGGUCUUGAAAAGGCCGUGCCGAAAAAAAUCCUGGAUCUGAUGAAUGUUGAAGGACUUACCCGAGAAAAUGUGGCAAGUCAUUUGCAGAAAUAUAGGCUUUAUCUGAAAAGAAUCAGCAAUGUGGCAUCCCAACAAGCUAACAUGGUUGCUACAUUUGGGAGCAAAGAUGGCACUUACAUGCGAAUGGGUUCACUUGAUGGAUAUGGAGAUUUACACGGCUUUGCAGGAUCAGGGCGGCUUCCAAACUCUUCAUUAUCCUCUUAUUCACCUGUUGGAAUGCUUGGAAGAUUGAACUCCCCGGCUGGAAUGAGCCUGCGUGGAAUCACUUCAUCUGGACUGAUCCAGCAAAACUCCCAAAAUUUGAACUGCGCCAUUAAUAACCUUGGCAAACUCCAACCAACUACAAUGUUGUCUCCUAACCAAACUACUAAUCUGCUGCAAGGAAUUCCAACAUCACUUGAGAUCGGCCAAUUGCAACACAGCAAGUCCACCACUUCCAUUGGAGACUUCAAUACAAUGAAUGAUACUUCCGGGUUUGGAGUUCCCAACAGUUUUCCUGAAACUAGAGCAAAUAUUGGAAAUUCAACCUAUUCGGUUUCUCCUGCUCCAUUGAUGUUACAAGGAACGAUACCAACAUAUGGAAAUCAAACCUCCCUUAGAGUUGAUCCGCUAAAUGGAGAAACUUUUGACAUAGACGUUGGUGGUUCAAAUUUUUUGGAUCCUGAUCCUUCUAAUGGAAACUGGCAGGGAGCAGCACAUUUGUCUAGAUUCUCAGCAACUUCAUUGACCACCAAUGAAGCUUAUCCGAGUGAUCAAUUGCAUUCAAUGAACUCAGUCAUUUCUUCUACCCCCUCGACGAUUGGGAAUAUCUCAGUUGAUUUUUCCUCUAGAAGUGCAGGUUCAGCUUCCUUACUGGAUUCAAGAGACGUGCAAUGCCAGACAGGGGUAGUUGGCAGUGUUAUUCAAUCUAUGAAUACCAUGCCAAAGCAGAGUUGGGAAGAGCAUAAACAUGACUUCGGUCGGAACGUGCAGCAUAAUCUUGGUGCAAUCAAUUCUCUGGUUGCUAGCGAUGGGAAUCCAACUCCCUUAAACCAGAGUUUCAAUCAGAAUGGUGUCGUACGUGAUAGAAAGGUUGGUUCAUCUUUAAUAGUCCCAUCAAAUGUUGCGUCACUGUCCUUCCCUCAACAUGGUGUGGUUGAAAAAUUGGGUCCUAACACAAAGACGAAUGUGGAUGGAAACUACCUUUUGAAUCAGAUGAAGUCACACGAUGGAUCAAUUCAAGGAAGUUUCGAGUCCUUGGAUGAUAUAAUGAAUUCGAUAAUCAAACGGUAAAUACAAAUACAGAUUGGCUUACUGCAAUCAAGUUUGCCAAACACGGUAAAUGGCUAAAGAUCCCAUGUGAUUUUUUUCUGUAGUGAAAUGAAAAACUGCCAUACCCCAAUGUUCUACGUUUGGAGAUAGCUAAACGUUCCCAUUUGAUUACAAUCAUACCAAGAAAAAGCCGUAAUUAGUUUCAAUCAUCAUAUGCGAAUUAGUUGUCAUCAGAAAAUAUCAUCCAAGCAUUUAAACUUCUUUUGUUUGUUCAAGCAAACUUGUUGUAUGCAUCAUAGACAGAUCAAGUUUCAUGGGCCAGUUCAUCAAAUGCAGUAUUCCUCGAUUUUAGAUAAUGUCAUGCAUUUCUCCUGAUCACUUACAUGGAGAUUUUUCUUGGAUAGAUAUGAUAUCACCAUUAUUUUCCAUUUUAGACCGCUCUUUCUAUCUGUGUUGUGCUUGUGCAUCUUU
Molecule: messenger RNA, 2900 nt
Organism: Cucumis sativus (cucumber)
Lineage: Eukaryota; Viridiplantae; Streptophyta; Magnoliopsida; Cucurbitales; Cucurbitaceae
Product: two-component response regulator ARR12
Exons: 6
Coding region: 426-2450 (674 amino acids)
Biological process (GO): cytokinin-activated signaling pathway; phosphorelay signal transduction system
Molecular function (GO): DNA binding; DNA-binding transcription factor activity
Source: RefSeq, a predicted model, not a curated record